Molecule: messenger RNA, 3721 nt
Organism: Trachymyrmex cornetzi
Lineage: Eukaryota; Metazoa; Arthropoda; Insecta; Hymenoptera; Formicidae
Gene: kek5
Product: leucine-rich repeat, immunoglobulin-like domain-containing kekkon 5 protein
Exons: 9
Coding region: 826-2523 (565 amino acids)
Source: RefSeq, a predicted model, not a curated record
GACGGUACUGUAUCCCGUUUCGCGCAUUAAUUCGUUAUUGUCACGCUCGCGCGCGUUGCGGUCAAAGUAACACAGAAGUCCUCGCGCGUCUCUCCUACGCGUUAACCUUCCGAGUUCCGCGACCGGCCUCUCUCGGAAUAAUCCUUACCAUUAAUUAGUGUCAACGGCGACGGAGCUCCGUCCGCGAUCAUCUGUGUGUGCAUAAUGUGUUGUCAGUGCGCGGGAUAAUGUGACGCCGUGCGCCACGUUUUCGAACGACGCGGGCCGAAACGCGCGCUCGUCGGAAGGUCCGGAGGUUUUCGGGAGUGCCGAUUAGUGCGAGAGCGAGAGGCGAGGUCUCGUAUAUAGUAAAACCGCGAUAGUGUCGCAGCGGCCGUGCGUGCGGCGUCCUUUGUGGUCGGGGCGACACGGGGAGAGCAACAAGAGUAGAGUUUACGGGACGAGAGAGGAGGGCGAACGGAAGGUGCCCGUGAGAGUAGUACGGCGUGAAGUUGCCGCCGCUACGAUUAACGGAUACGAGCGACGAGCAGCCGCCGCGCCGGACGGCGACGGGGAGGAUUAAACGACAUAGUGCUAUUUGCGAUCCAGAGCAUUUAUAUUAGCCUGGAAGCAUUAAUCAUUUCAACAUCUCGCCGUCAUAUUGCUGCAAGCUGCGAAGUUUCCGAUAGUUUUCUGUCCAAUUCCAGGCGGAUACAGAAAGUGAUUAUGCAUUGGACCAUGUUUGAACGAAGCUGCGAACAGAAUGCCGACCGCUGAGAGACAUGAUCACACCGUCCAUGUAGCCCAGGAGAAGUUAUCCCAGUUCGACACGUAGGAUUCCUCGAGAUGAUACCGAGAACGGCGAGCCGGUGGCUGCUUUGUGUGGCGCUUACGGUUGCCCUGUGUCAAGGCCAGGAGGACUGGAUGCAGUGCUCGUCGACGUGCAAGUGCAAAUGGGUGUCCGGUAAGAAGACCGCCGAGUGCAUUAAGCAGAACCUCACGCAGGUGCCGGGAGACCUCUCGCCCGAGAUCCAGAGUCUCGACUUGACCGGCAAUCGCAUAACUCAUCUCGUACGCGAUGCGUUCAGUCGCGUCAAUCUGGUUAAUCUGCAUAAGCUGUCGUUACGCAGUUGCGGCAUCGAGUCGAUUAACAGGGACGCUUUCAGCGACUUGAAAAUCAUCAUCGAGAUCGAUCUGUCGGGCAAUAAUAUCCGCAAUCUGCAUCCAAGUAUCUUUUACGAAACCCAAAAGUUGCGAGUGCUGCUACUCGAUCAGAACAAUUUGAAAACCCUGGAUAACGGUCUGUUCUUCAAUCUCACCUUCCUGCAGAAAGUCACGUUGUCAGACAAUAAAUUGGAACACAUCGAGGAGCAGGCGUUUCGCAAUUUGCCAAACUUGCAUUCCCUCGCGUUGGAUGGGAAUAAUUUCAGCACCCUGCAACUGCAAAGCUUUGAGAGUCUGCCCAAGCUCGGCAGUCUCGAGCUCCAGAAUAAUCCAUGGAACUGCAACUGCCACCUCAAAAAGUUCCGCGAUUGGGCGAUCCAGCGCAAGUUAUACACACAGCCAACCGCUUGCCAGCAACCGCCCCACAUGAUUGGCAAGAUGUGGGACGAAGUUAGUAGUGACGAUUUCGCGUGCAGACCGAAGAUCACCAGUAUCGAGCCGUCGUAUAAAAUCGAGGCAGCCAAAGGAGAUGUGACAAUAUCGUGCAGGGCAAUGGGAAUUCCACGUCCUGAGUUAUCAUGGACGUAUCGUAAUCGCCUUGUAACCAACAGCAGCAAACACGCGAACGAUAAAGAAUACUUACUGUUGAUGAAUCAUGAUUGGUUAAAUCUCACUAUCAUCGAUGCGCAGCCUGCCGACAAAGGUGACUACAUUUGCCGCGCGAAGAGUCCGGGCGGCGAAGCGGAGAAAAACGUGACUUUGUCCAUAAUAGGCGAUGCUCUAGGCGGCAGAGAGAACUUCAUCAGCCUGCCUCUCGCUAUCGGACUAGGUGUCACCGCGUUAUGUCUGUUGAUCGUCACAGUAGUGCUCUGCGUGUGCUACUGUCGUCGUCGCCACACCAGGCAUGACGAGAAAGGCCUCGAAGCGGCGUCCCUGGAGCACCACGGUCUCGGUGAACAGGAGAAAUCCCUGAUUACGACCAUUAACCCGGUCGUGAAGCCCCCGAGGCGCUACGAGGCGCCAUCGGUGACAUCGCAUAGUACGGAGAUGACGGAGCUGAACCGCACGUUGCUCGACAACGACUCGGUUUUCGCUGACGGUGUCGGGAGCGGUGUCGUCGGCGGGGGGGGGGUAUUGACGAGUAAUCCGUUGGACAGAGUGGCGCCGGAAGGUGCAGCCGAAUGGCCGCUCAAGUUGACGGACGAAAGCAUGGAUGGCGGCCAUCUGUUACUCACGCAACAGCAACAGCAGCAACAGGCAGCCGCCAGCAACACUCUCGGCAGAAAGGUGCCGCCGAGACCGCCGCCAAAACCCAAGAAGAAAUCCGCCAAUGGACCGACGUUGUACGAGGAUGAGGGUGAGGAUGGCACGGAAGUAUGAUAUCAUGGGCAUCGUCCGCGAUGAGAGCGACUGGUCGUAGUACGCCACGAUGGGGCGUGCGUGACCACACUUACAAUAAACCGGUAGUGCCUUUCGAGACGCGUGUCUCGCACGUGCGAGACUUCCACUCCGUUCAGCGAGUUGCAGUCUGGAGAAUGAACAAAACGAGGAGACUCUUCUGGGAGACUUUAGGAUCUACGGAUGGACACGGGUGGUUCGCCGAAAUCGCUGACGAUGUUUUAGAGGAGGACACGCCGGUCGAACAUUCGUGUCACCUAUAUUCCCCUUCCUCAACUUUCCUUUCCUGUAAGUUAUCUCGUAAGUUAUUUAUUGAACGUUACGGAGCAUCCGGAGUAUCAGCAAACCGUGAUCUACAUGAAUUAUUUACCAAACGAUCCGAUCGUUCAAUGGAUCCUUUCUUGUCCCUCGUCUCCUCCUAUGUAUCUUUUUCUCUUUUUUCCCCCCCUUUUUUUAAUCAGGUUCCUUUAGCGUUUUAUUUGACGCUCGCCACGCGCCGUGAGGUGAUAACGUGAUGAUGUGAAUAAGGUUGCGGACAUUGCUACCGGUAUUAGUUGAUAAGGCGAAACCUAUUCGCGUUUUGUGUGAAAUUUACGUGGAGCACGAAGCAACUGAAAGUGCUGAACGCGAGUCAUUCCGCGAAGAGCAAUACCAGUGAAUUCGUCUUCUAUUCGUGUUACCCCGCAGUGGGAAAUCGCGAUCGUAACGGCGCGAUUCGCGUGUAUAGACGAAGGUGUUAAGGUUCAGGCAAGGCAACGUUUUGCACAUGUUACAUUUAUGCGGUAAACAUGAUGAGAAUUUAACAUUGUUAAGAAUUUAUCUAGCUGUUAUACGCCUAUCGCGUUUUCUUUUUUGACAUUGAAAUUCUGACGUUGUAUCGAAACGUAGCAAGACUCGUUGCAUUCGCAAGCAACACGAACUCUCGUGCUAAGCUUACGCCGAAAAUGGCGUAAUGAUCUGUGUCCCUUCCCCUUCUGUAAGCGCAUCGUUAGAUCGUGUUCGUACCCGUAGAGGUAUCCCGUAUUCUCGUCUCAGCGAUGUUUGCAUCUUAAAUCAUCGACAGAUAUAUCGCGUAUGAUCGCUGCAAUCAUUGUAGCGGCAAAUUGAUUAUCAGUAUCUCGCAAAUAUCGUUGAUGUCAGUCCCUUAUAGCACGGGAUAGCAUGUACCUCUUUCCCUAAG